Sycon ciliatum is the source of this 8948-nucleotide messenger RNA. RefSeq lists its product as uncharacterized. The record is from RefSeq and is a predicted model, not a curated record. The transcript is spliced from 2 exons. Bases 850 to 8304 code for a protein of 2484 amino acids. Lineage: Eukaryota; Metazoa; Porifera; Calcarea; Leucosolenida; Sycettidae. Gene Ontology annotation, cellular component: nuclear RNA-directed RNA polymerase complex. Gene Ontology annotation, biological process: regulatory ncRNA-mediated heterochromatin formation. Gene Ontology annotation, molecular function: nucleic acid binding; helicase activity; NAD+ poly-ADP-ribosyltransferase activity.
CUGACUGUAUGCCACCUGACUGUAUGCCACCUGACUGUAUGCCACCUGACUGCAUGCCACCUGACUGCAUGCCACCUGACUGCAUGCCACCUGGUCACUUCUGUGCUAGUACACAAAGGCACGCAAUGAAAACCUUGGCAAAUUCCGUUGUGACUCGGAGUUUCAUGGCUGAGCCAAUCAUCAGACAACCAUAAUGGAAUAGGAGGCUGUGCUAGCACAGGCAUGCCCUGUGCUGCUGUGAGCUGUUAGCCUAGCUCUGCUCUACCCAAUACCAGUACAUGAUGCUGUGAGCUGUAAGCCUAGCUCUGCUCUAACCAAUACCAGUACAUACUAAUUAUAGUGUCAGGGGCGUAGCAGCCGCUCCGGCCGGUCCGGCUUUGGCCGGACCACUUUUUCGCCCGACCACAACCACCAUAGUAAAACAAUGCCAAAAGUGCCCAGAAUGCAGGAUUUUGCACCCCAAUUUCAAAAAAAUUCCGCGGGAGAUCCCCCCGGAUCCCCCUGGCCGGACCACCGCCAACGGCGGUGCUACGCGCCUGAGUGUGUGGUGUUACCUUGUAGGUCUACUGAUACCAGUACAUGUACUGUGAGGUGUUGCUCUGGCUCUGUGUUAGUACAUGCUGUGUGUUAGUACAUGCUGUGUGUUAGUACAUGCUGUGUGUUAGUACAUGCUGUGUGAUUAGUCGACUAGCGUAGUGAACUUUUCUCUUCCAGUUUUGCUGCCACUAUAGUCAUGGGAAUUGCUCCUGUUGACAUCACUUUUUCUAAUGAUGGCGUGUGUUUGUGUGAAUGCGUGAAUACGUGCAUGCACCUGUUUGUGAUUCUCAGACUGCCGCCUGAUGCACAGCGAUGGCUUCAGCCGUUCUUAAUUGGCGCGCAGGCGGCCAACCGCAGGGAGGUGGAAGUCACCCACCGGCCGGCAAUGCCAGUGGUUAUUCACACGCCAGCUAUGAACACAACCAGUAUGCUGCCCGGUGCAAUCCAUACCAGGGUGGUGGUAUCGAGCUGGAGGUCCUGGAAGAUACAGAUGAUUCCGACAGUGACAGCGAUGAUCCAGAAGAGUGGUGGUACCGAGAACGAGCUCGCAGAACCUUUAAGCCUCGCAGGCCUCCCAAGCCACCUCAGCCGAAAAAGAUCGACUUCAGUCGACGGCGACAGCUUGAAGAUGUUACUAUGGCGGCCGGCCAAGAUAGCUUUGACGUCAGGGAAUCUGAUGCACAUAGCAGCCCCACAGAUGAUGAGCUUCAGUCACGACCAGAACAGACAGAGCAGCCGAAGCAGCUAAAGCGGCAACAACCUGACAAAGUCGACCAGUUGGAACGAUCUUUCAAAGCAGCACCUGCUAGAAAGGCCAAGCCGUGGGCACUGCAAAUAGCCAAGGAAAGUGGAAAGACAAUGCUCACCAUGAAGCGUCCUGAACAGGAGGACGGGAAACGCCGCUGGAAAACGGGCAUUGUUGCACGCGUCAUACCUGAUAAAUCAAUCGGUUUCAUUCAGCCACAGCAACAGUCGGAAGACGACAACAGUUCGCUCGAUAUGCGGUCCGACAACGAUGUCUUCUUUCACUUUACCCGUGUGAAGCUGGACGCAAUCGCCGGCAUGUCUCUCUCGCCUUCCGACGUAGUAGAGUUCAAGCUCGAGGAGACGAGAAAGAAACAAGUGCAAGCCCAAAACGCACGAGCAUCAGAAGUAACCGUGACUGCCAUCAACUGCACGUCGGAGCAGUUCAUAAGCUGGCUAGAUGAGUUGUGCAGCCUGGUAAAGGCGGACGACAGAGUGACGGCUGUACGAUAUCUCAACGCUCACCUAAUAUGGAAGACAAUGUUGAAUCAGUCAAUCAGCGACAGAAACUGGGCCAACAUCUUGGCUGGCAGAAUCAUUAAAACACUUCUCGACCUGAAAGACUUCCUCAGCGCGAUGCCCAACGUCUUCAAAAACUUGACUGCUGCAAUAAGCAAGUGUACAUUCUUCAAUCCACUCACUGGAGCAUUGUUGGGGUACAUGCAGCAAAGUUACCCGGAUUGGCAGUUACUUGAAGACUUUCUCCUGGCACUGUGCACCGCAGACAACAGCCUGCUACAGCUUGUUGUGCCAUUGGUCAGAAAGAUGGUGGAUAUGCCAUCAUACCCACAGGACCGUGUGAAGAAAUGCCUACUGAAGUUUCUACAAUGUAUGGUUGUCACGACAACUGACAAUGAUCCGGAGACAUGUUCAUGGAGCAACUUGCCGCUUGCGCCGACCAGCACUGAGCUGACUGGUCAGCUUAUCACCACGGCAACUGGAGAAUGGUCAGCCACAGCGUACACUGGUCCAGCUCUCCCGGUUGUUCGUCGUCAUGGCAACUACAAAUCAGUUGAUGAUUAUCUUGACACUUACUUCCGGCUGCUGCGAGAGGACUGCUUUGCUGCACUGAAAACCGGCGUACAGAACCUGCUUCAAGGAAAGCUAGACAUCCGUGACAUGAACGUUUACUACCAGGUGAAGCUAGAUGCAAUGGAAUCGCUUGUAAAAGACAAGAACAAGAGGCGCCAACGUGGUAUCGGUCAGAGCAGCUCGGGAUUCUCCCUUGGGAUCAGAGUGAAGCCUGUACGUCCUGUCAAGGACUGGCAGAAGACAAGUGCCCUGAUGUAUGGCAACCUGGUGUGCAUCACGACCGACGGUUCGUUCAGCAAUCCGCUGUGGGCUACUGUACGCAGCAAUGCCAAUAUGGCCACGGAGGGUAUUCUGCUGGUGGACCCGUGCACUGAUAUCAACGGUAGUGACAUGGCAGAGUUUAUCAGCAGAAUGAGAAGUGCCUCACCUCACACCACGCUCAUGUUGGAGUCCCCAGCUUACUACAAAGCCUAUCAACCUGUGCUACUCUGUCUUCGGGAUAUGACUUCCGAGGACAUUCCGUUCACCGAGGAGAUUGUUGACUGUCUUAAAGAUACCGAGUAUCCUCCCGAGUAUCUGGAUACACACGCCAUCUCAGAGGAAGCUGGUGACGCACAGAGUGACACUAAGAAGAAGCGUGAAAUCUCGUUUGACCCGACAUGUCUUUACAAGCCAUUGCCAAACGAAGAUGCUGACAAGGAGGAGUCGGCCAGCAGCAGCACUGCAAUCAGGAAUGAUGCAGAACCACUCGCCGUUCAGAAAAGUUCGGAGUUGGGGGGUGUGGUGGCCGCACCUAGCCUGCAAGAAAGCUGUGCUGUUGCGAGUAUUAACCAUACCAGUAGCAAAGCAGACAUGCUCAGCGCACAGCACAAGCCUGAUACACGGACAAGGCUACUGGACACCGCCCGCCAGCUGGAAAGCAGCAGUGAUGGGAUGUAUCAUCGACAAUGGGGGAUUUUCUCCUCGGCUGUUUCGGCACUACGGGGUCCUCCAAGCAUGACUCUGCCGGAUGUGCUCAAUCUGUUGGAGGAUGAUGAUGCAGACCUUUGCGUUGACCUGUCACAGCGCAAAGCAAUAGCACAUACAUUGAGGCAUCGUCUAGCACUGAUCCAAGGUCCGCCCGGUACAGGCAAGACGUACAUUGGCAUUAAGUUGGUUCAGCUCUUGCUGACAGCGUCGAGCUUGAAGCAGAAGGUCUUCCUGGUCCUCACCUACAAGAAUCAUGCCCUGGAUGAGUUCCUACUCGCCUGCAUGAAGUUUAUGAGAGUUGUGCGUGCCGGUGGUCGAUCCGAUAAUGAAGCACUGGAGUCACGCAACAUCAACCGAAUCCGUGUCGUGGCAGGACAUAGCGAACAUGAACGAAUUGGCAAGCGAAAAGCAGCUAAUGACUUACAGGGCAUUGUUCAGGAGUUGUCUGACGCCACGCACUUCUCCGUACACGGUUUUCUGACCUAUGCCAGUCCUACGCAGAUCAUGAAGCUGCUGUUUGGUGUGAAGAAAGACCGCUUGAGCAAUGCCGAUUACAUGAAGCUGAGUGGCAUAUUCCCGAAGGGUGACCUAGAUGAAUGGCUACUCGGCGUUGACCAGUCCGCUCUACUGCAUCUUGUACAGCUGGCACUCGCAAUGUGGCUUCCCGGCCAACAAAUCUUCGACCAAUUACGCCAGACAAUGGAAUCAUCCCAAGCGAAUGCGACGGGAACAGCCCAGUUUACUCCAGUGCAGACUCAGAAAAGCGCAGGUGAAGCUGAAUCCAGCGAGGAUGACGAGGAACGAAAGGAAACCCUGCAACAUCGCAAAGGCGGCAGAGCAAAGGAGGAUCCUGUACGCCUGGUCUACUGGGAUGUCAUCCAUGAUGCUUGGCCUAGAGAGAUUCCGGGUAUGGAAGGUCAGGCACACCAAGUAGCCACAGAAUUGACGUCAGCUCUUGAAGAUGAUGUGUGGCGGUUGGACGGCAUUCGCAGGGCGAUAUUUGUGCAGCAUAUCAUCUCGUUGCGCAAGCAGGACUGCCGAAGAAGACUCGAGCAGGCAGUGUACCAGUUCACACACUGCAGCGAGCAAUUGCGCCUUCAUACAGCCUUAGAGAAAGCACAGCACCUGAAGGAAACAGGCGCCAUCAUGCUUGGAAUGACAAUCACUGGUGCAUCCAUGAACCAUGAGCUUCUCGCUGCACUCAAGCCUAGUGUUGUCAUUGUGGAAGAAGCUGCUGAGGUACUUGAACCACAGAUUGUUGCUGCUCUUGGUCCAUGGGUUCAACACUUGAUCAUGAUCGGAGAUCACAAGCAGCUACGACCAUCCGUUGAGUCGUACACUCUGGUUAAAGAUCACCACUUUGAUAUUUCAAUGAUAGAACGACUGCUCAAUAACAAGAUGCCACAUGGAUUGCUGCUGACACAGAAUCGCAUGCGACCAGAGUUCAGUAAACUUCUUCUGGAUAUCUACCCAGAUUACAAGGACAACCUGUCAGUUGUGUCGCAGAACAAGGUCCCGGCGUGUAUGGCUGACUCGAUGUUCUUCUGGCACCACACGCACAAGGAAGACAAAAGCAGGAGCGUUGAGAACAGAGAAGAAGCAGAGAUGGUCGUUCGUCUUGCACUCUGGUUUGUUCAGCAGGGUUAUGAUCCCGCGGAUGUCACAAUUCUCACACCGUAUCUAGGACAGACAAGACGGGUGCGACGCCUUAUGCAGGACAGUCUUUCUUCGGUGUUUGACAUUCAAGAUCACCCUGAUUUCAUCGCGGAAGUUAUGGAAGAGGAAUCACUUCUCCAAGAUGCAAGAGGUGAGAAGAAGCCUCUACAGCCGACUGCAGAGCAAAUCAACAAGGCAAGAGACCGCCACAGCGUGCAGGUGCACACAAUCGAUCGUUACCAAGGUGAUGAGAACCAAAUCGUGAUUGUAUCACUGACCAGGUCUAACCCGGAAGGCAAGAUUGGAUUUCUGGAUCAGCUGAAUCGACGCUGCGUUGCACAAUCGCGGGCCAAGUGUGGCAUGUACUUUGUUGGCAACUUUAUGACCGUGCAAGCAUCAGCUAAUUGGAAGUUCUUGCUGAGUGGUUUGCAGGAGAAAAGCCUGGUGUCUCCAAUCCUGCAACUGGCUUGCCAGAAACAUCCCUCUGCUUCGGUUAAGGUUAAGUCAGCUAAGGACAUCCCAAUCAACAGGAACGAUUUCUGCGACGAGCCAUGUGGGAUUCUAAUGCCGUGCGAUGUGCACAACUGUCAACGCCGUUGUCAACCAUGGCACCCGCACAAGAUUUGCCGCCAGCAAGUGGAUUUCGAGUUCAGUGUAUGCGGCCACGCUUCAACCAAAGAGUGCUACCAGCCAGAGAGUGCCUUGAAAUGCACCAGCCCAAAGCAGUUCAUAUGCCCGGGUUCAAACUGCACCAAGGUGUACGUACGACAAUGCCAUGAUGUUGCCGCGGAAGAUGAAAUAUCAUACCGAUGCAAAGAAACAGUUACCGUGACAUUGCCAUGCCAACACAAGGCAACCAAGGUGUGCAGCGCCAGAGACCCUCCAUGCGAGUUUCCAUGCAGCAAGACUCUGGAGAAAUGCGGUCACAUCUGCUCAGCUCUGUGCGGUGCAAACUGCAAGUCAGUGCCUUGCAAGGAGUGUGAAAGAAUUGAACGCCAGCGUCAGGAAGACAAGCGCAAGGAGCUGGAAAGUGAAGUGGCACGACUGCAAACAUUGCAGGAAGAGGAGAAUUUCAAAAUGUCCAGUCCUGAUCAGGCUGUUGGCCAGCUUAUGAAAACAGACGACUCAGGGAUCAGAGAGAUCCGUCAAGCCAGCAUCAAUUUGCUGGACAAGACCAUGAAGAAAGAAAGACAGCCACAAAUCACCAACGUCCAAGAGAUCCGCAAUCGCAAUAUAGAGAUUUCCCAGCACGAAGAACGGAUGAAACUGAAGACUGUGACUGGGGACAGUCAAAGAUUACCAAUCAGCGUACAAGAUCCCAAUGUUUUGGCCGUACUUGUACAAGAUGGAUGUGCUAAGAUGAAACAAACAAUUGGUUCGCAAUCCGUGUGGACAGUCCCUAGUGCAGAAUGUUUCUCGCUGGAAGAUGUGUCCGGUCGAACAAGCAAUUACAUUGUCUGGUGUGAUGUCUAUCUGGGUAAGACCCAGGAGUUCCAAACUCUCCCCAGCACACUGCCAAGCGAGGAGGAGCGUGAGUUUGAUUCUUGCUUCAUCAAGAGUGCCAACGGCGCCGGUGGAUACUAUUGUCUAUUCGAAUGCAAUCUGAUCCGACCUCGCUAUGCUGUUGAAUUCAAGUGCAAAGCACUUGCAAGCGUUCUGAACACAGCACUGGAGAGCAAGUCCAUGCAUAGUGGAGAGUUUGAACGCAUGACCGUCGAACCAAGCAGAGGUGUGCUGCAGGGUGACCAGGCAACUGUGAUGAACAUGGCAACCAGUGCAUUCUUCAAGCAACAGAAGAGUGCAGACCAGAUGAAGAUCACCAGAGUGACAUACUAUGUGCAGCCAGAGCUGGUGGAGAAGUUUAUUGCUUUCCAGGAGACGUUGAAGGAGAGGAAAACUAAGAGUGAGCGUGCAGCAGUUUGGGCCUUUCACACCACCGACGCGAAGAAUGUGGAAAGUAUCAUGGAGAAGAACUUUGAUCUUCAGCGGGUCGGUAAAGCAACGCGUCACCGAGGCAAGUUUGGUUCCGGUAUAUACUUCUCCGAGUAUCCAGACUACAGUCUUCGCUAUGGUGGAUAUCAGAAAGCACUGCUGCUGUGUCAAGUUCUUCCUGGCAAGGAAUAUCACUGCAAAAAGAUCUCAUCUGGAGGAAGUGUGGAGGAGGGUUACGACAGUCAUGUGUAUGCUGCUGAUAAGCAGGGUUACGGCAAAGAGCUGUGCUUCUUCGAUGUGGACCAGAUUCUACCCCUCUUCCAUGUGGAGUUUGACAAGGUUUGGCCACAUAACAACCAGCCCAAACAGAACUAUCAUCAGCAGCUUCCACCUCCUCCUGCUCAUGCCAGUCCAGCAAUGUAUGGCCCAGGUAACUCUUAUUCAGGACGCAAGACAGCUGCUGGUCACCAUAACAUCGCUAGUAUGGAUGCGCCACCAUCGUUUGCCAGCGGAGAGAACGCUAUGCACACGGGCAUGGCUGGACUGAAUACGUCUUCAGGAUAUGCUGCUGGUCACAAUCCCGUCGCACCUUUUGUCACUGACACCAGCGUGGUGUCUUCGUUCUCUCAAUAUCCAGGAGCACAUCUGAAUGCAGCAAAUGCAGCAACAGGAGCUACGGCUGCUGGCUCGAGUUUUCCAACACUUUCUGGCGCAGCUGAGGAGACUAACCCUGCAGUCGAGUCUCAGCAAACAUCCAGGCAGUCAUUUCCAGGUGAUUGCCAAGUUUCUAAAGAUGGGUGGUGGGAUGAUGGUCUUGAGUCUGGCACUCUGCCCAGUACAGUGCGUGACGCAAACCAGCAGCAACUUGCACGUCCAGCCAGCAUUGCUGAUGGGCGUCAUGGCGCCAGCCCAGGUGUUACUGCUGCUAGUGCGUCUGCUGCAACAGGCCGUGGUGGUCAUGUCAGUACAGGACCUGGCAAGAGUGGAUACGGUCGAGGACCUAAUUGUGGUGGUUAUGGCCAGGGAAUAAACCAUGAUGGCGAUCGAUAUGGACGAGGUGGCGGAAGUUUCGGAAGUCGUGGUGGGUUCGCUGGUACGGAUAGUCGCGCUGGUCAAGCUGGUUGGCAGAGCAGCCGUGUAGGUGGUGGAGGUAGUGGUGGUGACUGGCGCAGUGGUGGUCGUGGCAGUCAGAGUGCUUACAGCAGCACCAGCCAAGGCUACACAGACAGAUGGGGCGGCGGUGGUGGUGGAGGUCACAGCACACAUUCUGCAAGUCAAGCCGAUGGCACUUCAGGCAACCGAAGUGUCGGUGCCGGUGUCGGUGGGUAUCGAGGUGGUGCUAAUUGGACACGAUGGCAGAAUAAGAAAUACUAGAAUGAGCUAGGUGCAGUGGCUCAAGUGAGUACACGACGACGCUCACUAAUUCCAGGAGACAUUGUGCUUGGUUUAUUUCCCAUUUUCAACAGCACUCCUGUUUCUUUCCGGUGAUUUAACGUUCUGCAUUAUUUGCGCUUAUCUCUGUGAGACCCAUGAUUGGACGUGUUCACGGAUACAGCCGGGCGGUAUGUUAUGGUGUCCACGGCUAAGCACAUGUAAAUUACACUAUUGUCGGCUCAGAGGUUUGCCACAUGUCUUUUCCCAUCGCUCGCUGCACGUACAUGUACUUUUCUUCUUCUGUUGGCUGUCGUUGUUGCAGUCUAGUUUGUGCUUCAACUGCUAAAUCAGAGCACACAAUUCCUUUUAAAUCAGAGCGGUUUGAUCUAGGACUGAUUACUCUGCCUGGUCAGCGUGAUGGUAAAUGACUGCAUGCCAUUGUUUAUUGCACUGCAUUGACGGUGUUCCAAGACAUCAUGUUCUCGAUCUGAGGACAGUUGCUUGCUUGUUUCUAUACCAUUCCAUCACACAACUAUUGUUGUGCCUGCAUUUCUCAUUGAUACAUACCCACUGCAUGCCGGCUGUCCAAUAGUUCUGCGGCGGCAUUAUUUGAUAUUCCAAGACCACCGGAAACGGAUCUUUGA